AUGUCUACUCAGAGCUCGAGACCACUAUAUCCUAAAGGCAGUCCUCCACGGCGACCAGAGACGGUCGAACAAGGCUCAUCGACUUCAAGGCAGGCCAAGUAUGUCGCAACUGCGUGCGAAGCAUGCAAGAAAGCGAAGAGGAAGUGCGACGGUGACAAACCUUGUCAAGCAUGUCGUGAGAAGAAAGUGCAGUGCGUGUAUGAUGAGGCAAAGGAUGGUCGAAGAGGCCGCAAGCGUGCGCUUGACGAGCUACACGCAAAGGGCGAGGCACUAGAUGUGAUCCUCGAUUUCAUUCGAACGCACGACGAUCGAGCUGUCGCGGACCUUUCCAGGCUGAUCAAAACCGAUGCCUCCGUCGAUCAAAUAACAGCGCAGGCCCGAACGGCAACGUCCCCCCGAAGCCGUCGAAAGUCGAAAGACCGACCUCGAAUUGAUGUGAUGAGCAUUGCGACCAUGACCGACGAGCCUCUUGUGCGAGUUCCCGCCAGACCCUGGACGAAUGUCACGGCUGACGACGAAUUUGUAUCCCACCUGAUGACCGUGUAUUUCACCUGGCACCAUGAGUCGUAUCCUUGCGUCAACAGAGAUAUCUUCCUCGGCGCCAUGCAGUCAGGGGACCUGGACAGCCUCUACUGCUCACCUUUCCUGGUUAAUUGUCUGCUCUUGACUGCUUGUCUCUACAGUGACCAUCCCCUCGCAUUUGCCUACGAUCGAGAUAGUACAACCAGAGGCCUCCACUUCGCCGACGAGGUAGCUAAGCUCUGGGCAGAAGAGGAAGGGAGAUCAACGCUUGCCCUUCUGCAAGGCUUAGUGGCUCUAUCCAUGGGAUUUGGUUUUCUGAAGAAGGACAGACAGGCGAUGAUAUAUGUUCGUCAGCUGCCGAUAGUGUGUAUUGAGCUCAGCCGCAGAGUUCGGAGCCUGAUCAUCCAGGGCCACCAGGAAUACACCACGGAUGACUACCAGCGGUCCAUGAGAAUGGCAAGAUGGUCUGCGUUCGCGAUUGAAGUUGACUUCUCCAUGAUAUGGGUGAAGCCUCUGGGACUGGCAAAGCCUGGCGCGCCGCGGCCUGGCUUGUACGCCGCCAGGUUCGACCUCCGGGAGAUCGGGGCAGACAUUCUCCCAUCGAUACUCAGCGGAGACCCGGAUGACAGCCCUAUACCUGGCCAUCCUAUACUGGACCGCACGGCGCGCAUGGAGAGGCUGAAGUGGUUGUUCGAGCGGCUGCAAACUUAUCGGGACGAUCUGCCAUCAUACGCUCGAAUAGAUGUAGAAGCAGUGCCGUCUUGGUCGCUUAUUGAACUGCAUCUAUCUUGGAACGACUACCAUAUGACCGUCUGCGGUCUGAUACUGGCCGACAUCAACAUUGCAAGCUCUGUUCGGGAGCACACUCAGUCGGCGAUGCUUGAGUCCUGCCGGGGUAUUGCUGAGCUGAUCGAGUGGUCGGAGCGCAGUCUAGGUCCAACGACGCUGUGGUGUCCUUGGACGUUCCAAUCUGCAACGAUGGCAGCGUAUGCUCUGGUCGAUGUGCUACCCGAAGGGCUCGGCAUUGCCCAAUUAUUGCACGUGGUCAUUGGAUACCUGUCGGUAGCUGCGAAACGAUGGAUGUUGGGACGAGGGGUGAUGAAAAUGCUCUGGAUCCGAUUGCAGGAGCGCAGUUUGGUUGACCAUCUUCUUCCGGCCACCGCAGUGAUUUUUCGGUCCAGCGCGGUCGAUAGCUGGACCGCAGACGACUACUAUCUCUUCUCUGGAUGCAUGUACCCCAAUUACGCUGCAAUCGGUGAAAAGGGUAGGGAGCUGGCUGACAUGGGCGAAUUGCUGGAUCAGUGGUCCCGGUUGAACGUCGUGGACGGCGAAAUAGACCGCAAACAGCUGAAUUGA
This is a messenger RNA of Cyphellophora attinorum, 1878 nucleotides long. Its product is annotated as Nitrogen assimilation transcription factor nit-4. Lineage: Eukaryota; Fungi; Ascomycota; Eurotiomycetes; Chaetothyriales; Cyphellophoraceae. Gene Ontology annotation, biological process: regulation of DNA-templated transcription; DNA-templated transcription. The coding region runs from base 1 to 1878 and encodes 625 amino acids. The transcript has 5 exons. The record is from RefSeq and is a predicted model, not a curated record. Gene Ontology annotation, molecular function: DNA-binding transcription factor activity, RNA polymerase II-specific; zinc ion binding; DNA binding.